This is a messenger RNA of Sceloporus undulatus (fence lizard), 4036 nucleotides long. Its product is annotated as PH and SEC7 domain-containing protein 4-like. Bases 811 to 3711 code for a protein of 966 amino acids. Lineage: Eukaryota; Metazoa; Chordata; Lepidosauria; Squamata; Phrynosomatidae. The record is from RefSeq and is a predicted model, not a curated record. Gene Ontology annotation, biological process: regulation of ARF protein signal transduction. The transcript is spliced from 16 exons. Gene Ontology annotation, cellular component: ruffle membrane. Gene Ontology annotation, molecular function: protein binding; phospholipid binding; guanyl-nucleotide exchange factor activity.
UGCUGCUCUGCCCUCCAGCCCCAGUUGGGGAGGAUGGGUUUGUGCUCAGGGGCUUCAGCAGCAAUGCUUUGUGGGAGGCAAAUCCUGCCAGCCUUGCUGAGGCAGGAGAAAGCGGCAGGGACAAGGGCAGGACCCGCACGGGAUGCCAAGGAAGAAAGGAUGGUCCUCUGGCAGAGACGGCCUUGGCCCCAAGGAGCCCAGCUGAAGGGGGCUGCAGCCCCCUCUCUCUGCCCGGCCCUUGCAGGCUGCCCACCGGCCUCUCUCCCUGGCAGGCAGGACGGAGGACCCGGUUGACUUGCCCUUGGGGCUCCAGGCAGGUGACGGUUCAACAACUGAAAGGCAAGGAAUACGAAGAAAGAAUGGAAAGGCAGGAGGAAUAUCCCGAAGCCUUUCUAGAAGAGGAAGCAAAGCCUGUCGCCCCAAAAGAGGAAGAGGCCAGAGUUGCGCCAGGGCUGUGGCUUCCUGUUCGGAGGAGAGGCGGCGAUGCAGCGGCAGGCGGCCCCAGGAGAGGCAGGCCAGGGCCCCGUCCUGCUCUGGCGGUUGCCCCUUCCGCGGCGGCCGGGCUGGGUAAGCAGGAGGGCCAUGCAAUGCGCCUUCUUCCUCAGCCAGAACCUUGAGCUCAGCUGGACUUUGUCUGGAAGCUUCCAUGGUGAAGCUUAACAUGGAGCACUCAGACCCCAGCCGUGAUUCUGGCCUCAGGGACAUCUUGGCCAGUUACGGAGGAGGAGAGCUGGGCUGCAGUGCCGAAGGCUCUGUGGGAGUAAGGCAGGACCCCCUGGCCCCCCCCCCAAUGGCGCCCCAGCCGAAGCCAUGCCCCCCCCUCUCAUCUUGUGCCCAGAAGACCUCGAUUUCUGGCUGGGAGGGUGGGAGAGCAUGCAGAGCAGGCAAGGCUUUGCCCGGUCAGAUCAGAACCAUGCCAAGGAAUCCAUCCCUGAAGGUGCUGCUCCUCCUCUUCCAGGGGGUUUAGACAUCUGCGCUGAGGAGCUGCCCAGGGAAGGCGGCCUGCUCCCUGGGGGCCCCAAGAGGUGGGAGAGGGGCCUGGGUGAUGCCACGCAGGCUCUCUUCCAGGCCAGUAUCUGUCAGGCCCAGAUGUGUGUCCUGGACCUCCAGGGAGAGCUCAACAGGAAGGAGACAGGUCCUCCAAAGAGUUUUCCCCUGCAUCCUACCCAGAAGGUGCUGGAGCUGCCCUGGGUGCAGGAUUCAGCUUUCUCCCAUGAACCUGUGCUCCUGGACACAGACAGUGGGGAAGAGGAAGGAGAGGAGGAGGAGGAGGAGGAGGAGGAGGAGAGCUUUGGGAGGCAGGAGGAAGAGGAAGGCUUGUCUGAGGAAGAAGAAGAAGAGGAGAUGGAAGGCCUGUUCUACGACAACCCCCUCUUCCAGGAGAGUCCUGGCCCUGCAAGAAGCGCCAGCUUCAAAGAACCAGCCCUGGGAGACCAGCAAGCAGGACGGCCUCUGAGCCUCAGAGAUGGGACCCACGACAACAGCCUCUUCCCCAAGGUUUGCCAGGUGACUGUGCCAAAGAACCCUCCAGCCAGUGAUCCUCACCCUGCAGGCGCCCCCAGCCCUUUCCUGAGCAACCUGCCCCAGUACCGGUCCCUGUCCCCGCUGGUGAUCACAGAAGGAGAGCUGGAUGUUUCCCAGGAGGAAGAGGAAGGAGAGCAGGGCCUCAAGUUCCAGGCCCAGGAAUGCUUCCCAGCCCAGCCAGCUCACAGUGUUUCUGAGAACCCCGAUGCAGGUGCUGAUCCACCCGCCCAAGGCCUUCUUUUCUCCACCUGCAGCACUUCCCUGAUGUCAGCACUGCUGCAGGAGGCUCCCGAGUGCCACACCACCCAGCAGCCCCCUCCAUCUCCCAGAGAAUACAGACGGACAGUUCCCCAUAGCUCCCCAGUGCCCUCAGCCCUUGUGGAAUGGGGCCCCUGGCGCAAGAAGUCUGAGCCCCGGGACUCAUUCUGUGGCUGCCAGUCACCCUCCUACGCAUGGGCGAAGGCGCUUGGGGGAACUUCCUGUCUGCGGGAGGGAGCCUGUGCGCAUGAUCUGCACCCUGCUUCGCUCAGUGGCCCUGGGAGGAAGUUGGAGGAAGACUCCGUGGAGGGGUUUGUGGUGGCUGAGUUGCCCGCUGGGGCAGCUGAGGGAGGUGGCAGAGAGAAAGAGGAGAAGGAGGAAGAUCCAGCUGCCCAGCAACAGAACUGCCCCCAAGGCCUCUCUGGAAAUCCUGGGCACAUGGCGCUGGACCUGGGCACCAAGGAGCAAGUUCAACCUGAGGGGAGUCCACUCUUUGCUAACGGCACAUCUGGGGACCAGGCAGCUGCCCUGCGUCUAGCUACCCGCCUCUACCACCUGGAUGGCUUCAAGAGGUCUCAGGUGGCUGCCUUCCUUCGGAAGAACAAUGAGUUCAGCCAACUGGUGGCUGAAGCCUACCUCUCCUUCUUCCACUUCCGGGGACAGGCGCUGGAUCAGGCCCUCAGGUCAUUCCUGAAGGCAUUUGUGCUCACGGGGGAGACCCAGGAGCGCGAGCGGAUCCUCCAGCAUUUCUCCCAGCGCUAUCACAACUGCAAUCCGGAGGCCUUUCUCAGCCCAGACGCUGUGCACACCCUCACCUGUGCCCUCAUGCUUCUCAACACCGACUUGCAUGGGCAGAAGGUAGGCCGGAGCAUGUCCUGCCAGGCCUUCCUCAGCAACCUGGAUGGCCUGAAUGAUGGGCAGAACUUCCCCAAGGAGCUUGUGAAGGGCCUGUAUCACUCCAUCCGCCAGGAGAAGCUGCAGUGGGCUGUGGAUGAGGAAGAGGCUUCCAGCACCCCCACAAGGACCCAGCCCCCCUCGGCCUCUAGCCAGAAAAAGAGCAACCCCUUCCUGACGCUGUUGCAUGAUUCAGGCACUCAGACAUACCGCCAGGGCCUGCUUGCCCGCAAGGUCCAUGCUGAGGCAGAUGGGAAAAAGACACCCUGGGGCAGGAGAGGCUGGAAGAGUUUCCACACUGUCCUGAAAGGGACUGUGCUCUAUUUCUUUAAGGAUGAGAACUGGACAGAGGCCUUGGAAGAGCCUGUUGGAGUGCUCCAUGCCCUGGCAGAGCGGGCCAGCAAAUACACCAAGCGGCCCCAUGUCUUCCGGCUGCAGACAGCUGACUGGAGCAUCUUCCUCUUCCAAGCUCAAACUGCGGAGGAGAUGAGCUCAUGGAUUUCCCACAUCAACCUGGUGGCUGCCAUGUUUUCCUCACCACCCUUCCCAGAAGCCGUGGGCUCCCAGCGGAAAUUCACUCGGCCCAUCCUGCCAACAGCACCCUGCAAGAACUCUCUGGAGGACCAGUACCAGGCCCACGAGGGUUACAUGGACAAGGCCUCUGAUGAUCUCCAGGAGCUCCAGCGAAACCUCCCGGAUAAGCGCAGCCGUGGUCAGGACCUGGAGGAGUACCAGCUGAGGAAGGAGUACUUGCUGUAUGAGAAGCGCCGGUACGAGGCUUAUGUGCGGCUGCUGGAGGUGAAGCUCAGCUGUGCUGGCAUCGAUGUGUCAGAGGACCCGGACCAGUGGGCUGCUCACCUGAGGGAGGCAGCGGAGGAAGGCAGCUGCCCUGGCCUGCAGAAGUCCUACUCCAGCCCGUCCCUGAAUGUGGAGGGCCCCCCCACGGCCCCCACUGGGGUCAAGGUAAAACGGAACAUCUCAGAGCGCCGGACGGUUCGCAAGAUCAUCACCAGGCGCAACAAGCACUUGCUGUGACCGGACUCCCCCCAACACCCAUUGUCCCAAAGCUGAACCAGGAAUGUUUGCUCUCGGUGGGCCUUCAGAUUAGGAAAGGGGCUGUGGAGUGGGAAGACGUUGCAUUUGCGGCCUUUGGGCAUGAGGGGCAGCACAGCUUGGAAGUCCAGUGGCCCAAGUGCAUCACUGAGCGCUGGACCAGCCAGAGCCAAGCCCCUGACAUCCCUCCCCACAGAUGGGCCCCUCAGGGCUGGCCUCUUGCUUUGCCUUGCCAAGACUGCCAAGACUCAGGGAAAGUGUCCUGCUGCUGGGAUCUCUGUGCAAUAAACAGGACUGAUGGACUGAA